AUGGAGACGCUGAGAUCCCUGCUCCGCCGUGCGGGCAGCAAGCGGCCCGGCCGACGCUCCUACACCAUCUACCGGAACGUGGAGGGGCCGGGCGGGGAGGGGGCCGGGGGCCUGGAGCUGAAGAUGGGAGGGGAGGAGCAGACGCUGGCCGGGGACAUGGCCGCCCUGGUGACCCCCGGCCCGCGGGACCGGACCAAGGCCCUGACCUAUGUGGUGCUCAGCGCCCUGCUCAUCUUCACCGUGGCGUUCCUGCUGGGCUACGUGGCCCUGCGGGGCAGCUGCCCAUCGUGCGCGGGGCUACGGGGCGACCUGCUGGCCGUGGUGAGCGACGAGGGGGUGGCUGAGGAGUUGCCGGGCCCGGGGCCCCCCCAGUUGCCGGGCCCGGGGCCCCCCCUCUACUGGGGCGACCUGAAGGAAAUGUUCCAGAAAUACCUGCGGGAGGAGAGCAUCGAGAGCACCCUCCGGUGGGUGAGCGAGGGCCCCCACCGCCCCGGCUCGCCCCGCAUGGACGCCCUGACCCACAGGGUGCUGGAGAGUUUCACGUCCUACGGGCUGGACCGGGCCUGGACCGACACCCACUACGUGGGGCUGCAGCGUCCGGACAGGCUGAACCCCAACUUCCUGCAUCAGCUGGACCUGCAAGGGGGGGUCCUGGAGAAACUGCUCCUGGAGGACCCCGAGAUAUACUGCCCCUACAGCGCCCCCGGCAACGCCACGGGGGGGCUGGUCUACGCCAACUACGGGCGCCAGGAGGAUUUCAACAUCCUGGGACAGCAGGGAGUGAACCCCCGGGGCCACCUCGUCAUCGUCAGGGUGGGAGAGAUCAGCUACGCGGAGAAGGUGGCGAACGCAGAUGCUGCCCAGGCCCGGGGGGUGCUGAUCUACCCUGACCCCUGGGACAUCCCCCAGGAUCCGCGGAAAGCGGGGCUGUCCCAGAACCGGGCGGUUUAUGGACACGUUCACAUGGGGACCGGCGACCCCUACACCCCCGGCUUCCCUUCCUUCAACCACACCCAGUUCCCCCCAAUCCAGUCCUCAGGGCUGCCCCGCAUCCCGGUCCACCCCAUCAGCGCCAGCACGGCCGCCCGCCUCCUCGGUAAGCUGACAGGGCUGGCCGCCCCACGGGACUGGAAGGGCCGCCUGGCAGACAUCCCGUAUCACCUUGGGCCCGGGGACCCAGGCGUCCGGGUGCACCUCCAGGUGAACAACGUGAAGACUCCGACCAUGAUCAGUAAUGUCUUCGGCUGCAUCGAGGGGCGAUUUGAACCGGAUCACUACGUGAUCAUCGGGGCUCAGCGGGACUCUCUGGGCCCGGGGGCGGCCGGCUCGGGCGUGGGCACGGCCCUCCUGCUCGAGUUAGCCCGGACCUUCUCCGCCAUGGUGCGCAACGGCUUCCAGCUCCGACGCACCCUGCUCUUCGCUAGCUGGGACGCGGAAGACUUUGGCCGGGUCGGCUCCACCGAAUGGCUAGAGGGGUAUCUCAGCAUGCUGCACCUCAAAGCCGUGGCCUACAUCAGUCUGGACAACGCUGUGCUAGGCGAUGACAAAUUCUACGCCAAGACCAGCCCCUUGCUGACCAGCCUCAUUGAGAGUGUUCUCAAACAGGUUGACAGCCCGAACCGCAGCAGCCAGACCCUCUACGAGCAGGUGACGUUCCCGGAUCGGCGCUGGGCCAGCGAGGUGAUCCGGCCCCUCUCCAUGGACAGCAGCGCCUACCCCUUUACUGCCUUCGCGGGGGUCCCGGCCGUGGAGUUCUCCUUCGUCGAGGACGCCCGCCCCUACCCGUUCCUGCACACCCAGGACGACACCUACGAGAACCUGAACGGGAUGCUCUUCGGGCGGCUGCCAGCCGUGGCUAAGUCCGUGGCCGAGGUCGUGGGGCAGCUGCUGAUCCGCCUGACCCACGACCACCUGGUGCCGCUGGACUUCGGUGCCUACGGAGACGUCCUGCUGCAGCGGAUUGCGGAGUUCAACCCCUACAGCAGCGAGCUCAAGAGCCGCGGCCUGACCCUGCAGUGGCUGUACUCGGCCCGGGGCGACUACACGCGGGCAGCCGAGAAGCUGCGCCAGGACAUCUACAGCUCGGAGGAGAAGAACGAACGGCUCAACCGCAUGCACAACGUCCGCAUCAUGAGGGUGGAGUUCUACUUCCUGUCCCCCUACGCAGCGGCUACGGAGACCCCCUUCCGGCACGUGCUGCUCGGGCGGGGGCCCCACACGCUGCGGGCGCUGCUGGAGCACCUGUGGCUGCUGCGGGAGGCCCCCGGGCGCUUCGACGAGGGGCGGUUCCGGCACCAGCUGGCCCUGGCCACCUGGACCCUUCAGGGGGCAGCCAAUGCCCUGAGCGGGGAGGUCUGGGACGUCGACAUCAACUUCUGA
Molecule: messenger RNA, 2379 nt
Organism: Emys orbicularis (European pond turtle)
Lineage: Eukaryota; Metazoa; Chordata; Testudines; Emydidae
Gene: TFR2
Product: transferrin receptor 2
Biological process (GO): endocytic iron import into cell; transferrin transport
Cellular component (GO): external side of plasma membrane
Molecular function (GO): transferrin receptor activity
Source: RefSeq, a predicted model, not a curated record